CGGAUGUUGACUUUUGUCACAUGAUCUAGCGACUGGCCGUGGAAGGCGCAUUAUUUGAAAGUAUUAUUGUUUAUCGUUCAAAUCUUUUUCAGGAGUUGAAGACACUUGCAGAUUCGACUAUCCUGAGCUGCAGGGGUUGCCAAUCAUUAUAGUUCCUGAUAGCAAAUCAAGCAGUCCUGCAUUGAUUGGGUGAGGGUGUUGACCAGGUCCCAUUUUAGUCUACCUGGACAUGGCAGGAGUUGAAGAUAUGGAUGAAUUUGAUGCACCAUGUCACAUGACAGCGGCAUUUUGUUCUCAAAUAUCAGAGGAGGACUAUGAAAAUCAAACGGUUUCAGAAACUGAGAAAGCACUGGAGAGUUUGAUAUCUUUCAUGGCGAAAAACCCAAAUGUCUAUAAGAAGGUUUUAAAGAAGAAAAUGAAAGAAGAAAAGGAAAACGAUGGUCCUCUGUCAUUUCUAAAGGUAAAACUGUUGACAUUGGUUAAAGGAGAAGAAAAUGUCUCCUUUGUAACAGACAAGGAGUGCCAACAGAGAAUGGAGAACCUCACCAGAGGAAUGACCAGGGCUUUUGACUACAAUCUAGAAUCUAGAGGAAAAAGAAGAUCCAAACGCUUGGCAGAAAAGGAGCAAGUUUCCAAAUCAUCAAGCACAGGUUCACCAAAGACCAAAGGGAAACAACCCAGUAAGAAAGGAAGUCCUGCUCGCAGCAGAAAGACAGUAACGUGUCAGAGGAAGGACAGAGAGACAGACUCCAGCCAAGCUGUACCCCCUCCCCCUCCCCCACCACCCCCACCGCCCCCAUCAUUCACUCCAGUCCAACAGAAGAGUCGACCCAUGAAGAGGCCUAGUGGUGAGGGCAGGGAUAGUCAAGGCACCCCACUGAAAGAUGUGAAUGUUCUGCUCAAUACUCCACAGAGCGCGAAGAAGUUGGAACCUGCAAAUGAACUGGGUUCUACAUCCUCCUUAGCUUCGAUUGGCUCUCUGAGCAGCCUUCAUCAAGAACUGCUCUCUUAUAAUCCAAUGAAACGCCUUAAAACAACAGCCAGUGAAAAAUCCCCCGGUGGUACCCCUGUAAAGCCACGUCCCUCCCUCAAGGACAACCCUACUGCGACUCCUGUCACCCCAGCAGAUUCUAUCUACAGAUACUGGAUCAACAGUCUACAUGAAAAGUUCCGUAACGUUUUGUCCCCAGGAUCCGCUCCCCGAAGUCCAACCAGUGAUCCUUGCAGUCCCUCUGGAUUUUCUCCUCAGUGAAAACUUAACUGUCAACUGAGAGAGAGAGAGAGAGAGAGAGAGAGAGAGAGAGAGAGAGAGAAGAGAGUGCAUGCAUGCAUGAGUGUAUACAGUACCAAUCAGCAUUUUCUAUGUAUUGUCAUUUUAUUCAAGUGUUGAGAGAACAAUUUUUUAAAAACAUCUCUAUGUGCCAUUAACUGUCUGAGGCUCAUUAGAGAAGUAAGUGUAACGAUCUGGCUUCUGUUAGACAGUAUUGUGUGCGAUUGUAUGUGGCUCCACUCAAUGUUCUACAAUACACCACCACCCUGCAGUCAUUGGUUGUACAGGUCUGCGUGGAUCUCCCUCAUUACUUAGAACUUUUCCAACAUCUAGAACAUAUACAACGAGAUAGUGCAGAUUUCACACAAUUCUUGAUGGAUUAAAUUUUGCUGUUACUAUAGGACUGGUUGUUUCAUUCUGGUGUGAUUUUUAUGUCCACAGUCUAGUGUGAUACAUUGUUAUAGAAUUUAUCUGUACAGGCAGUCAAACCUGAGGUGUAUUUGUGUCCAUAAAAGCAAUUAAACCUGUAUAUCAAGGUUUACAGAAACGUGUGUGUGUAUAUAUAUUUUUUUAUAUAUGUGUGUGUGUGUGUUCAUUUUUGUAUAAAUCUGUAUUUGCGAUGCUUCUGCCUUUGGUAUUUUUACAAAUUGUAAUGAUUUAAUCGGCAUUUCCUCAUGAACGCGAUGCAGUAGCUUACAAUACACUUCACGAGGUAUACUGACGUGAAGCAUCGCAGUUCAUACCCUCCUGUAUUAUCAAAAAUGAAAUCUAUUUCUUAAAUGUCUCAGUAUUUGGGAUGUUGCAAAUUGAAGUAAUGUUUUGAGCCUACCAAAGAUGGACUAGAUUCGAUGCUUUUAAGAAAUGGACAAAUUUAAGGGUCACCAAAAAUAGUAUUACAUGUAAGCGAAUGUUGUUUGUUUUGUUGCUACAAUCAAUGUAGAUAUCACAUUUCCCCCCAGCUUGCAUGAUUAUGCUUUGUUUAUAUAUCUAUAUUUCUGAUGCUUUUGCCUUUGGGAUUUUUACAAAUUGUAAUUUUAGUUAAUGCUUAAUUUGAGCUUGGAUGUUGUCAUCUGUAUGGUGGUUUGUUUGUACAAUUUCAUCUUGUCAACAAAACAAAAAGACUACAGGAUAAUUUUCAACAAAUUUUUGACAAAAAGAUGACAGAUUUAGCUCACUGAUUCUGUUGUCUUCACUCUAUUCUUUCAACUUUUCCCUGCUAAUUUGCAACUUUUUUAGCUCACUAGAGCCAAAGGCAUCUGCUGCUGUUAACUUUUUCUCCAGAACUGCUGGGCCAAUUUCAAUCAAACUGGGCACAAAUCAUCCUUGGGUAAAGGGGGUGGGGGUGCAAGUUAUUAAUUUUUAUUUGCAAUUUGAUAUCUGGUAGCAUAGGAAGUUUGGGAGGGGGAGGGGCAAAUAAAUCACAUUUAAAAAGUUGCAAAUUAGGGUUGUGAAAAGACAGAAAAAAGAGUGAAGUCGCUAAUUGGGUUUUGUUGUCUUUUCACCCGAAUUUUAUUAUUUUGGGGAGAAUAGACCAAAAAAUGCUUAUUGUCAUUUUCAUCUCUUUGCCCUGGAUAACAAACUGAUGACAGUGGCACAAACUACCAUACAUCUGUCCACACGAUAUCUUAGAUUCUGAGUAUUUGAAGUUGUUUAACAUCCUCAGAUGGUGGCAUAUGAGAGACUACAACUUGUGUGGAUUUUAUACAUGGCUGAAUAUGAACAAAAUAGGAAAUGGUUUAAUGCAGGCAGAUUCACUUGUUUAGCAGUUUCAGUAUGAAUUUUAAGAUUUGUUAGGUGUUUUUUUUUAUUGUUUGAAUGCACUCAAAAAAGCAUUUUUUAUUUUGUCACAAUGAAAUGUGAAUUUUUAAUAGAUGUACUUGUUAUUUUAUUAUGAAUAAAGUAUUGUAUCUUUCAUU
Ostrea edulis (European flat oyster) is the source of this 3186-nucleotide messenger RNA. RefSeq names its product shootin-1-like. Lineage: Eukaryota; Metazoa; Mollusca; Bivalvia; Ostreida; Ostreidae. Bases 230 to 1252 code for a protein of 340 amino acids. The record is from RefSeq and is a predicted model, not a curated record. The transcript has 9 exons.